AUAUACUCAUGCAAGUUACUUUGUGAAGAAACAUAAGUGUUAAAAACCAAAGCAUAUAGACAUCAUUACCACUUGGCCAAUGGCCAUGGCCCUCCACUCGGUGGUUCUAAACCCUGAAGACACCACCACCACCACCACCACCAUUACUAAACCAAUGGAAGAACUUUCAACAAUGGUGAAACCUGAUCAGGCCUUAUACCUCAUAACAUUAAAGUUUGAAGAGGUUGUUUAUAAAGUCAAACUUGAAGGUUCAAGAGAGAAGACGAUACUAAAUGGGGUAACAGGUAUGGUUUGUCCAGGAGAGAUACUAGCAAUGUUGGGUCCAUCAGGAAGCGGUAAAACCACCCUCCUGACCGCCUUAGGCGGGCGGCUGACCGGAAAACUCUCCGGGAAAAUAACAUACAACAGCCACCCGUUUUCGGGUCCCACCAAAAGAAAAACCGGAUUUGUGACCCAAGAUGAUGUUCUUUACCCUCAUCUAACCGUGACCGAAACCCUCUUAUUCACCGCUAUGUUACGUCUCCCAAAAACCCUGACUCAAGCCGAAAAGGUGCACCAGGUGACUCGAGUCAUAACUGAGUUGGGUCUGACCCGGUGUCAGAAUAGCAUGAUUGGUGGCCCACUAUUUAGGGGUAUAUCAGGUGGUGAGAAAAAGAGGGUGAGUAUAGGUCAAGAAAUGUUAAUUAACCCAAGCCUUUUGUUGUUGGAUGAGCCGACUUCCGGUUUGGACUCGACCACGGCUCACCGGAUCUUAACCACGGUUAAACGGCUUGCGAGUGGUGGACGAACCGUGGUCACCACAAUUCACCAGCCAUCGAGCCGGAUCUACCACAUGUUUGAUAAAGUGAUCUUGCUCUCUGAAGGCUCACAAAUUUACUAUGGUUCUGCUUCCACAGCUUUGGACUAUUUUUCUUCAAUUGGAUUUUCCACGUCUGUUACAGUCAACCCGGCUGACCUUUUACUUGAUCUUGCUAACGGGAUUGCACCUGAUUCAAUGCAUGAUUAUGAGCAAGGUGAAAACACGGACGAUGAGAAGAAAUCAAUAAGGCAACAACUCAUCACUUGUUAUGAAACAAGACUGAAAACUGAUGUAUGUGAUUUGGAUGUUUGCAAUUACAAUCUUGGAAAAGAGGCUUUGCCAAGAAACCGUAUGGAAUCAGAGCAAUGGUGUACAAGCUGGUGGCAUCAGUUCAAGGUGUUGGUUCUCAGAGGACUUAGGGAGAGGAGAUUUGAAGCUUUCAAUAAGCUUAGAAUCUUUCAAGUCAUAAGUGUUGCUAUACUGGCUGGACUCCUAUGGUGGCACACUCCUUCGUCCCAUAUUGAAGACCGAAUAGCAAUGCUUUUCUUCUUCUCAGUAUUUUGGGGAUUUUACCCACUCUACAAUGCGGUUUUCACUUUCCCUCAAGAAAGAAGAAUGCUAAUAAAAGAGCGUUCAUCCGGAAUGUAUCGUCUCUCCUCUUACUUUUUAGCAAGAACCAUAAGUGACCUACCACUUGAGCUUGCACUCCCAACUGCUUUCACCUUCAUACUUUAUUGGAUGGGUGGGCUAAAACCCGACCCGCCCACUUUCAUCCUUUCACUCCUUGUUGUCCUCUACAAUGUUCUCGUGGCCCAAAGUCUUGGACUUGCAAUUGGUGCUAUACUUAUGGAUGUAAAACAAGCCACUACUUUAGCCUCGGUUACAACUCUGGUUUUUUUAAUUGCCGGUGGGUAUUAUAUACAACAAAUCCCGACAUUCAUAGUGUGGUUAAAGUAUUUGAGUUAUAGUUACUAUGGUUACAAGCUUCUUCUUGGGGUUCAGUUUGAUGAGAACGAUGUUUAUGAAUGCUCCAAGGGUGUUUAUUGCCAUGUUGUGGAUUUUCCGGGGGUUAAAUCCGUCGGAUUGAAGAACUUACAUAUAGAUUUGUUGGCUAUGGGGUUCAUGUUGAUUGGAUAUCGGUUCAUUGCUUUUCUUGCAUUGCACAGGGUCCGGUGAAGUUUACAUGAGGACCAGUUUUCUUGGAAGAGAAAUAAUAUUAGAUUUAGAUCACAUGUUGCAAGAAUUUUGAUCACAUUUACCAAAACGCCCUUGUGGCAAGUGUAUGCAUAAAACUAACUCGCCAAUUUGAUAAAAAGAAUUAUUAAUAAAAUUAAUGAAUGGAGUGGUUAUAAAAAUG
Lactuca virosa is the source of this 2156-nucleotide messenger RNA. The record is from the annotation of a GenBank genome assembly. Lineage: Eukaryota; Viridiplantae; Streptophyta; Magnoliopsida; Asterales; Asteraceae.